AUCUUACUCUUUAGCAAAACAAAGGAAACUAUUUUUGUUUUUCUCUUUUAUGUGGAAAUUAUUACUUUUACUGCGUUCUGCACGGACAGAGAACUAGGAAUUGUUUUAAUAUCUGUGGCCACAAAACACAAAACACUCACAAGAUACAGCAACAACUGAUAAUUGCAGCUGGCAAACGUAUUGAUGUGCUUUGGUACAAUAGGUACACACUGUUCAUUGUCAGCUGCUGUUUUCAUUUCGUUUGGUGUGUGCACACUGGCCAAGUGAUAUAACCUAGCGAAGCAGAUUGCAUUUGGAUGCGGAUUAAAGUUGUAAUUUAUGAAUAAACUAUUAAAUAUAGCAAACGGUGUGCCACGCCAAUUUGUGCGUGACUAUGCCUUCAAGUCAGAUCUGAAAAUCAAAUGGGUGAGACCGGAGAAGAUUUCAUGCAUCAGGCCGGAGAAGAGCGGCGAUCUCGCCAAGUUGCCAGCCCUGAGUGCCAAUGAGCUUCUGCCGGGUUACAAGGAUUCCAAAGAGCUGGAGAGUGCCGAUGAAACAGUGCUAUCGCUGUUCAAGUUGAGCAACAAUCCGAAUCAUUUGACCACACGCUAUUACCGCGAUCAAAUGAUCAAGGAGGUGCAGCGUCAUGCCCAGGACUAUGGCUCCAUGGAGGCGAAAUUGGCCAAGAUGACAGCAUCUAUACGACGCUAUCAGGAGCAUAUGGAGGCGCAUCCACGCGACAAAAUGAUCAAAGUGCGACUAAAGGAGCUGAUCGAUAAGCGCAAAAAGUUUCUGAAAUACCUGAGACGCUGGGAUUAUCCGCGCUUCGAGUGGAUAUUGGAGAAACUGGAUUUGGUCUAUAAACCACCGCCAGCGCAUUUCCAUUGGAUAACGCGCAAGGAGUCGCUGCAGAAGCUAACCGACAUCUACUGCGAGAAGAUCAAGGAGGAGCGCCUAGAAGCGUAUCACAAAGAGCUGCAGGCUCAGCAAAUACCGUAUCUGGAGGAUGCCAUCAAGAAGAUGGUAUUCGUGCGACAGGAGCAGAUCGAUUGCGAUGUGCCCGUGACUGUGACGGAGCAGCAAAUCGAGAAUGCGCGGCAGGAGCUGGCACAACUGAAGCAGCUGCGUGAAGCGGAGGCAGCCGCAACACGCAAACAAUCGGAUGAAACUUUCCAUUGAUCCCUUAAAGGCUGCAUUGCAAUAAAAUCGUUGGGUGACUUUCUUAAAUAA
Molecule: messenger RNA, 1209 nt
Organism: Drosophila grimshawi
Lineage: Eukaryota; Metazoa; Arthropoda; Insecta; Diptera; Drosophilidae
Gene: bonsai
Product: 28S ribosomal protein S15, mitochondrial
Exons: 4
Coding region: 319-1158 (279 amino acids)
Biological process (GO): translation
Cellular component (GO): ribosome
Molecular function (GO): structural constituent of ribosome
Source: RefSeq, a predicted model, not a curated record